UGGGUAUGAACGCGGCCUCAAUGGGCGGUAUCAACAUUUCUCCAAGCGCAAUUAUUUUGUCCCAGUACAGGCCUUCGGCGCUCUGUCCCUCGGCAUUCGUUGCCAAGUACCCUGUCUAACCAAGGUCGACGACAUAUGCAGCUUCUUUUAGCAAGACACCUCCGGCUUCAACCCGAACAGGUUCCUCCACUCCGCGUGGCGUAUCUGAUUGCAGGGGAAGAGAAGAGAUGGGCUAUCCUCAGUUCUAUUGGGGUCGUCGGAGCGGCCCCGUCGAGAGAUACGACCAGACUGUGCGGAUCACAUGCUCUCGCGGUAGCCGCCACGAUAUUCUCGCCUCGCCAUCUCUCCCCAGUUCGCACUUCUCGCUUUCGGUCUCCUACAAUGCCUGUCUUAAAGAGGGUGUUUAGGCAACGUUCUACGCACUCGUUUUAUGCUUGGUAUCAACGACUAGCCAGCGGGUCCUACUUACACGUGCAGGCGACUUUUGCGGCAUCCUCGCAACCUCAGCUCCUGUACUGUUCCUCGCGUUGCCGACUUGGCGUUCGCCAACCACGAAAACGGCAUUCGUAUUUCCCGUACCCACAAUCUCAUGAUAUAUUUUUAGCACCUGCGGGUGAUCGGCGGUCUCUCGUCUUCGAUCAUUCUUUCUGAUGAUCUGGCGUGACUGCUACUCUUAUAGGUGCGGCCGCCCUACCUCACUCGUAACAUGAGCGAAUGACAGCGAAUGACAUAAUGUGUUUGGCAAUAUGGCGUCUCCACAGUAUUGGUUUUCUCGUGCUCGUCCUCGUGAUGAGCGUUACGGGCGAGGACGAACCAUAGUGGGUGGGA
This is a messenger RNA of Trematosphaeria pertusa, 828 nucleotides long. RefSeq lists its product as uncharacterized. The coding region runs from base 136 to 651 and encodes 171 amino acids. The record is from RefSeq and is a predicted model, not a curated record. Lineage: Eukaryota; Fungi; Ascomycota; Dothideomycetes; Pleosporales; Trematosphaeriaceae. The transcript has 3 exons.